Messenger RNA from Penicillium subrubescens, 1818 nucleotides. RefSeq lists its product as uncharacterized. Lineage: Eukaryota; Fungi; Ascomycota; Eurotiomycetes; Eurotiales; Aspergillaceae. The record is from RefSeq and is a predicted model, not a curated record. The transcript is spliced from 2 exons. The coding region runs from base 1 to 1818 and encodes 605 amino acids.
AUGCGUGGGACUUUCAUUCUUUCUCUGCUUUCUGCGGCGCUGGGCGCUUCGGCUGGUCUGACCACUUCUAACUUGGAAACUCAUGUCGAUGUGCUGGCACUCGACAGUGCUUUCAACCCAGUUAAGGAAGCCUACUGGACUGGCUAUCCUCACCACCGUCGCACUCCUUUUGCGGUGUCUCCUGAUGGAAAAUCUGCCUACAUUGCCUAUCUGGAUUCUAGCGAGACCGAUGUUCACGUUCAAGAGUUGGAUCCCACCACUUUCGAGGCUACGGGAACUACGGUUACCGUCUCUGGUGGAAAGGAAGCUGGAGGUCUUGUUGCCCACAACGAUGGCUUCGCUAUUCUAGUGAACGAAGCCAUGCCAUCGGGUACCACCAAUGCACCACCCAGCGAUACCCCCGUCGCUGUCCUGUACCGCUACACCGAGGGCAAGCAAACCUGGAAGACUUGGCUGGGUGGUCCUGGAGUUCACGCCUCCGACGGCCUCUCUGCCUCCCCGGACAUGAACGGAGACCUCGUCUAUUCUGAAAGUGAAGGUCUCUACGGCGCAUACUUCGUUGUCACGGAUUACACUGGCGAUGCCUCUGGUCACUACGGUGACAGCAUUCAGUAUGUCACCAAGACCGGAGAGCUAAAUACCAUCUCCGGUGCAUCAAGCUCCUGGGGAUGCAGCCACAACACUGGGAUUGCUUUCGAGGCUGCCGACCAGGCUCCUUUCGCUAGUAUCUGCGCUGAGGACCAGGGCGCGAUCUGGCUGAACACUAAGGGACAAGGUAUGAUGAACGACGGAGUCAAGAUCUCCAAUGAGAACACCACCAACGGUGGCUCUGGUGAGCCCAUGGGUGGUAUGUCCGGCAGUUAUAGCGCGCUGGCUCGCUUUGCCGAUACCACCAAGUACAUCUUCGCCUGGGUUUCUCGUGGUGCCAUUGACGUGACCGAGAACACGUGGAUAGGUGAUGGCUACACUCACGUCAACAACCGCACCAAUGGCCGAAAUGUUGCCAUCUCCCUGUUCACAGACAAGUACACCAAGGUCGGCGACCAGGCAACCUCGGUCGUUGGCACUGAGGAUGGAGACAGCCAGGUCAACUGGGUUACCAAGGGAUCAAACGACUGCUCCAAUGCCCACGCCGCUACUUUUGGCAGCAGCUCGGCCCUGGUCACCUGGGAAGAGAUCUCGAACCCGAUCUGUGACUACAUCGCGAUGGGUUGUCGGGGAGAGUUUGCGGGCACUUUCUUCCAGGAGGUGAACUCCGAUGGUACCACCAUUGGUGAUGCUUUCACGAGUACCGAUGUCUACGUUGCGGGUGAUAUGGUCACCAUGUCGGAUGGUCGUAUUUGCUGGCCGUAUGUUAGCAUGAAAUGGGAUCUGUCGCAGGCGGUUGGGUAUGGUACUACUUCUUCGACUACUAAGAAGAUGUCUUUUGCUUGCAUGAGCACUGGGGAGACCACUAACACUACCACUUCUGCCGAGAUCACGACCGUCGCUGCUACUAAGACCACUGCCGCCGCCGAGACCGCUGCUGCUGCUAUCCAGACUACUGCUGCCGUUGAGACUACUUCUGCUGCCGAGAUCACUGUCGCCGCCGUUGAGACCAUCACUACCGCUAAGACUACCACGACUACUGCUCCCGCCGAGCAGGCUGUCCAGGCCGUGACUACCUUCGCCACCCAGGCGCGUCAGUCCUUGCAGCCCAGCACCGUUGUAUCCACCCCUAACAGUGUUGUGAGUGCCCAGGCCAUCCCAACUGGCAGCGCUCAGGAUACGCUGGACUUUAUUCGGGCUGUUUUCAGAUUCUUGGUCGGUAGCAACUAA